AUGUCACAGAUGCCGGUCUAUUUUAUCCGAUGCAAUCCGAGGUCGGUACAGACUCUCGCCCUGCAACAACAACAACAACAACCAACCGAACAACAAAUAUAUCAACAACAACAUCAACAACAACUACAACAACAACAAAUCUUCAACAAUCCCAACAUAUUCCACGUGCAAACAUCGACAGCGGUGCAAAUCGCAUUCGGCCCGGUCAGCCCGAUUUUUCACACCGGGGCCCUCUACGAUCCCAGAUACAUGGGCCCUAGCAGUUCCAAUCAUGGAGAUUUCAUCAUGUUGGGAUCGGCGGAUAGUGCCACUGGCGUUCCCGUACUACCGAACGAUCCAUGUUUUAUGGAUCCGGCAAAAUUUUUCACCCUAAAACCGAAGGGGGCCAACGGUUGUGGGGGGUAUGUUCUGGCAUCUGGGAACAGGACGGGGUUCAAGUUUUCACCCUAUUAA
Messenger RNA from Helobdella robusta, 453 nucleotides. RefSeq lists its product as hypothetical. The record is from RefSeq and is a predicted model, not a curated record. The transcript has a single exon. Bases 1 to 453 code for a protein of 150 amino acids. NCBI's taxonomy places the organism in Eukaryota, Metazoa, Annelida, Clitellata, Rhynchobdellida, Glossiphoniidae.